GUCUGCUUGGCCAGUGAAGUGAGCGAAGUUAAGAAUGUGGAGCUUUAAACUACUGACAAGUCCAGCACUACUGCUGCUGGCCGUGGCGCUUGCCCAGAGCGCGGUGGUGCCAGCGAGGAUUCCAAUGGAAGACACCAUGCAUCCCGACUUGUCUGCGCCCGCAACGAAGUCCGCCUUUAGGUCGGGCCAGGUGGAGGGCGAGGAUACGCAGGAAUAUUGGCUGUCGCUGAGCAAGCAGCACAUUCGGGAAAAACUUAAUUUCGUGCGCAACACUAAAAAGGCAAAGAACAUUAUUUUAUUCCUGGGCGAUGGCAUGGGUCUGGCAACGCUGGCCGCCGCACGCAGCUACAUUGGCGGAGAGUCCGAAAAGCUGUCCUUCGAGCAGUUCCCCUACACGGGCCUAUCGAAAACAUACUCUGUGGACAAGAUUGUGCCCGACUCUGCCUGCACUUCAACAUCCUAUUUGUGCGGCGUCAAGGCCAACUAUGGAACUAUUGGUGUGAAUGCGAAUGUGAAACGAGGUGACUGUGCAGCAAUGGCCGAAGAAAAUAAUCAUGUCUUCUCGCUGGGAAAGUGGGCCAUGGAUGCUGGCAAAGCUGCCGGCCUAGUAACUACAACUCGCGUGACACAUGCCUCGCCCUCCGGCGUUUAUGCGCACACUGCUGAUCGCGAAUGGGAGAACGAUGCUUUAAUAAAGGAAGCAUGUGGCGCGGACACUACUCUUCCGGAUAUUGCGUUGCAGCUAAUUUAUGGCGAGGUUGGCAGCAAGCUGAGAGUCAUGCUGGGCGGCGGCAAGCGUAACUUCUAUGAUCCCGCCUCCUAUGAGAAGGGCAGACGUACAGAUGGACGCAAUUUGGUCGAGGAAUUCCAACAACUUGACCCGAACAAUGUGUUUGUGAAGAACCAGAAGAAGCUAUUGAAGGUGAAUGCCACAGAAACGGGACGUCUGUUGGGGCUAUUCAGUGGCAGCCAUAUGGACUAUCACUUGGAGGCGCUCGACAAUCCGGACAAUAAUGAGCCAACGCUGGAGGAGAUGACGCAGAAGGCGCUGGAAAUUUUGCAAACCGAGCAGAAUGGCUACUUUUUGUUCGUUGAGGGCGGAAAAAUUGAUAUCAGUCACCACGACACCAUGGCCCGCAUCGCACUGGACGAAACGGCGGAGUUGUCCAAAGCUGUGGCACUAGCCCGCAAAAUGACCAGCGAAGAGGAUACCCUAAUUGUGGUUACGUCCGAUCACUCGCACACAUUCAGCUUGGCCGGCUAUCAAAAGCGUGGCAGCGACAUAUUCGGCGCGGCAGAGUCGAACGCCGCCGACGGCUUACCUUACAUUGGACUCAGCUAUGCCAAUGGCAUGAGCUACGAAAAAUUCUACGAUACAGUAGAGCACAAGCGCGUGGAUCCCACAUCGCAGCUGACGGGUGACUUUUGGGAACCGUUCCCUGCCAUGGCACCAUUGGUAUCCGAAACACAUGGCGGCGAGGACGUCGGGGUCUUUGCUUCUGGACCGUGGUCACAUCUUUUCACUGGAGUGUAUGAACAAAAUGCUAUUCCACAUAUGAUGGCUUAUGCCGCAUGCGUCGGCAGUGGCCUGAAAGCAUGUGACUGAUGUCUCAAACGAUUGCUAUUAUUUUCAAAUCUUUGGAGCUAAUAGCAAACGAUUUGAUUGCAUGUACAGUAGGCGUUAUCAAUAAAACUAUAGUUCGACAAUGGA
Messenger RNA from Scaptodrosophila lebanonensis, 1711 nucleotides. RefSeq names its product membrane-bound alkaline phosphatase (gene Alp9). Gene Ontology annotation, molecular function: alkaline phosphatase activity. NCBI's taxonomy places the organism in Eukaryota, Metazoa, Arthropoda, Insecta, Diptera, Drosophilidae. The record is from RefSeq and is a predicted model, not a curated record. Gene Ontology annotation, biological process: dephosphorylation. The transcript has a single exon. Bases 35 to 1606 code for a protein of 523 amino acids.